Molecule: messenger RNA, 936 nt
Organism: Necator americanus (New World hookworm)
Lineage: Eukaryota; Metazoa; Nematoda; Chromadorea; Rhabditida; Ancylostomatidae
Exons: 9
Coding region: 1-936 (311 amino acids)
Biological process (GO): anatomical structure morphogenesis; cell differentiation; regulation of transcription by RNA polymerase II
Molecular function (GO): RNA polymerase II cis-regulatory region sequence-specific DNA binding; DNA-binding transcription factor activity, RNA polymerase II-specific
Source: RefSeq, a predicted model, not a curated record
AUGGGUGAAUUGAACUCGAGCCUACGACAACUGAAUUGGCUUAUCGCGAAAGGAGGCGAAGCGAUUAAUGAGUCGUCUCCACCAAAACCGGCUGCCAAAAGCUCACCACGGGUACGUAGCGAUGACAAACCACCGUAUUCCUAUACACAGCUCAUUCGAAUGGCUAUCGAAAAUUCACCGGGUCAAAGAUGCUCACUAAAUGGAAUCUAUACGUACCUAGCGGACAAAUUCGAAUAUUUUCGAGAGAAUCGGAAUCCUAGCUGGAAGAAUUCUGUGCGACACAAUCUGUCAUUAAACAAACAAUUUCGGCGAUUGGAUAGAAAAGAAGGAGAAAAAGGUUCUCUAUGGGUUUGCGUUAACACUCCAGAAAAACGUCCACGCUCAUUGGAAGGUUCACCGCCGAGGGUGAAUCCUGCUAUCGAACGAUUGUAUAUGGAAGGUCGACUUGCUGAUAUUGCGGUAGUCCCGUCGAAUAAACCCGUACCAAGCAAAGUAGUUGUCGAUCAACUAGACACACAGGAGGAUAACGUUCAGCAGGAGCCGAUAUCCACGUCUGAGGACGCUCAAUUAGAGACCAGUGAAGAUCUGUCUGAACUUGCGUUGUUCGCUUCACAUGAUCUUUCUGCUUCGUUUAAGGCCGUAUACGACCAGAUAUUUCAGAACGAUGGAGGUUGUGAUAGGAACAAAACGGAAGAACAAAUUGACUGGUUAAAAAUUGGUAUGGAAACUGCUGGAAUAGACUAUACCAGCGAGGAAGAUAUAAGAAACAUGGAUACUGGGAGAUUUAGCGACUACCUGAGUAAUAUGUUCCCCGAGUGCAUGUCAUUCCGCUCAGAAAAUUGUACAACCGAUCGAUACAAAUCGAUCACUCAGCUCUUCAAUCACGAAUUGGAAGAAGAGUCAGAAGAUGAGUUUGACUGGAGCACUAUCACAUAG